AUGGUGUUUGCUCGAUCUGCAAGAAUGUUUGCUCGUGGUGGUCGUAUGCCAGCUAUCACAAUGGGUGCGUUUGCUGCUACAGGCAUGGCCUAUAUGGCCAUUCGUCCUGAACCUACCAAGGUACACGCUGAACAAAAAAUGUCAUUCUGGGAAACGUUGCCUGGUGAAAACGUGCCUGUCAAUCCUGGUUUGGCCAAGCUACGAGGUCCAGCAGCUGAAGAACGCUUUCGCACGGCCCUUUCACAAAACAACGGCAAGACCGACUUUGAUGUUGUGAUUGUGGGUGGUGGUAUUAUUGGCUUGGCAACUGCACGCGAGCUAUUGAAGCGAUUCCCCAACAUGACCGUUGCUGUUCUUGAAAAGGAACGUGAAGUUGCCGCUCAUCAAACCGGUCAUAAUAGUGGUGUCAUCCAUGCCGGUAUUUACUACAAGCCUGGUUCACGUAUGGCAUACACUUGUGUGCGUGGUGCAGAGCUCAUGUAUGAAUACUGCAAGCAAAAUCAACUACCUGUGGAACGCUGUGGCAAGCUUAUUGUGGCUGUCAACGAGAAGGAGCACAAGGAGGUAGAACGCCUCUAUAAGAUCGCCACCACAAACGGCGUCAAAGAUCUGCAAGUUCUAGAUAGUGAGGAGAUCCGUCGUUUGGAACCCAACGUUGUUGCCUACUCUGCUCUUUAUUCCCCCAACACCGGUAUCACCGAUUAUGGAUUGGUUGCUCAAUGCAUUGCCAAUGAGAUCGUUCAAUCUGGCCGUGCAGAGAUCAAGCUUGCCUUUGAAGCUAGCAAAUUCGAACAACGCCCUGAUGGUCGUAUCGAGAUUUGGGGUGUGGAACCUAAGCAACGUGGUCCUACACUCAAGGUAUCAGCCAAGAAUGUUAUUACAUGUGCUGGUUUCUAUUCUGAUCGUGUCGCUGGAUUGGCUGGUGGUAAUCCUAACAAAGCCAAGGUGGUGACCUUCCGUGGCACUUACUACCAACUCAAGCCCGAAUAUCGUGGCAUUUGCCGUAUGAAUGUGUACCCAGUGCCCAGUGGUGGUGGUAUCCCUGUCGGUGUUCAUUUCACCCCAACUGUCAAUACUCGUCGUGGUAUCCAAAUGAUUGUGGGUCCUGGUGCAUGCCUUACUUUCACUCGUGAAGGCUAUAGCUUCUUUGACUUUAAGUUGUCUGAUCUUUGGGAUUCGCUUACCAACGGCAACUUGAUGAUGUUUGCACUCAAGAACCCAUCACUUUCCAUUGGUGAAUUAUACAAGGAUAUGAACAAGCGUGCCUUUUUGCGUGCUGCUCAAGCCUAUGUUCCUGGUCUCACUGAAGAUAUGGUUGAGGAAAGCUUUGCUGGUGUCAUGUCACAAGUUUUUGAAGAUGGUGGUAUUGCUGCCAACGACUAUAUCUUGGAACGUAAGGUCAUGGAUGGCAAGAUUCUUUGUGUCCGCAACGCUCCUACUCCUGCAUGCACAGCAUCUCUUGCUAUUGCAGAAAUGCUUGCUGAUACUGCCACUGAGGACUUUGGUUGGGAAGGUGCCGAAAAGAUCACUGAAAACAAGAAGGUCGCUGCUGCCGGUACUCAACAAGUUGUGUCUGCUGCUGCAUAA
Lichtheimia ornata is the source of this 1587-nucleotide messenger RNA. RefSeq lists its product as uncharacterized. Gene Ontology annotation, molecular function: (S)-2-hydroxy-acid oxidase activity; (S)-2-hydroxyglutarate dehydrogenase activity. The coding region runs from base 1 to 1587 and encodes 528 amino acids. The record is from RefSeq and is a predicted model, not a curated record. NCBI's taxonomy places the organism in Eukaryota, Fungi, Mucoromycota, Mucoromycetes, Mucorales, Lichtheimiaceae. The transcript has 6 exons.